This is a messenger RNA of Leucoraja erinaceus (little skate), 4931 nucleotides long. It is a transcript of the gene epha4a, whose product is annotated as eph receptor A4a. Gene Ontology annotation, molecular function: transmembrane-ephrin receptor activity; ATP binding; protein binding. Lineage: Eukaryota; Metazoa; Chordata; Chondrichthyes; Rajiformes; Rajidae. Gene Ontology annotation, cellular component: neuron projection; plasma membrane. The record is from RefSeq and is a predicted model, not a curated record. Gene Ontology annotation, biological process: cell surface receptor protein tyrosine kinase signaling pathway; protein phosphorylation; axon guidance. The transcript is spliced from 18 exons. Bases 179 to 3148 code for a protein of 989 amino acids.
CUAGCGCCGCCUCCUCUACAAUGUCUUCGAGCCGCAGUUCACCAAAUCCACUCGCUAUUCCACCGGGAAAGAGCGGUCUGAAGUGGGAGCUCCGUCGGCAGGAGUUAUUAACAAGGACAAGAGUAGGGGGGGGGGGGAGAGAGAAUAAAACCCCCACAACAAAAAACUAGGUGGCGAGAUGGCCCGGACUCUGCAGUUAAUCAUCUGUGCUCUGUAUUUCUUGGGGAUUUCGGCAGGUUUUUACAUUUCAAAGAGCCACCCGCCUAACCAAGUUACGCUGCUGGAUUCCCGGUCUGUCCAAGGCGAACUAGGCUGGGAAGUGUUCCCUUCUGAAGCCGGGUGGGAGGAAGUGAGUAUCACGGAUGAGAAGAAUACUCCGAUACGUACCUACCAAGUUUGCAACGUGAUGGAAGCAAAUCAGAAUAACUGGCUCCGGACUGACUGGAUCCCUUGUGAAGGAGCCCAGAGAGUGUACAUCGAAAUUAAAUUCACCCUCAGAGACUGCAACAGCCUGCCGGGCGUCAUGGGAACAUGCAAAGAGACCUUUAAUCUGUUUUACUUUGAAUCCAAUAAUGAUAAAGAGUGGUACAUCUCUGAAAACCGCUACAUAAAGAUAGACACCAUCGCAGCUGAUGAGAGCUUCACACAAGGGGACAUUGGUGACCGGGUCAUGAAGCUGAACACUGAAGUUCGGGACGUGGGGCCCCUGACCAAGAAGGGCUUCUACCUGGCAUUCCAAGAUGUGGGCGCCUGCAUUGCCUUGGUAUCCGUGCGUAUCUUCUACAAAAAGUGCCCGCUGACCGUGCACAACCUGGCGCAGUUCCCCGACACCAUCACGGGGGCCGAUACCUCAUCCCUGGUGGAGGUGCGUGGCUCCUGUGUCAACAAUUCCGAGGAGAAAGAUGAGCCCAAAAUGUACUGUGGUGCAGAUGGAGAAUGGCUGGUGCCCAUAGGCAACUGUCUGUGCAACACUGGCUAUGAAGAGCAGUCUGGAGAGUGCCAAGCUUGUAUAGUUGGAUACUACAAGGCCUUGUCGACUGAUCCAAGCUGCACCAAGUGCCCACCACACAGCUUUUCCACUCGUGAAGCUUCCGCCUACUGCAUCUGUGAAGAGGGUUACUUCAGAGCUGAAAACGAUCCGUUAUCCAUGCCGUGUACAAAACCACCCUCUGCUCCGCUCAACCUGAUUUCCAACAUUAACGAGACGUCGGUGAUCCUCGAGUGGAGUCCUCCUCAGAACAACGGGGGCAGGCAUGACGUUACGUUCAACGUGCUCUGUAAGAAAUGCAACAGUGACCUCAGCCGCUGCCGGCCAUGUGGGAGCGGGAUUCACUUCAUCCCACAGCAGACGGGCCUGAAAAACACCAAGGUCUCCAUCACCGAUCUCCAGGCCCAUACCAACUACACCUUCGAGGUAUUCUCUGUGAAUGGAGUCACGAGACAGAAUCCGAGCCAGGACCUGUCGGCCUUAGUCACAGUCACGACCAACCAGGCAGCCCCAUCUUCUGUUGCAAUAAUCCAGGCCAAGGAGGUAACAAGGCAUGGUGUCACUUUGUCUUGGCCAGAACCUGAGAGGCCAAAUGGUGUAAUCCUCGAAUACGAGAUCAAGUACUACGAAAAGGAUCAGAAUGAACGUAGCUACAGGAUUGUUAAAACGCUCUCAAGGAAUGCGGAAAUCACAGGCUUGAACCCGCUAACGGCCUACAUGUUCCAUGUUCGUGCCCGCACGGCAGCUGGAUAUGGCGAGUUCAGUGCUCCGUUUCAGUUUAUAACUAACUCAGCUCCAUCGGCUAUCAUUGGAGAAGGUGCCAGCCCGACAGUUUUGCUCGUGUCUGUGGCUGGAAGUGCAGUUCUGCUUGUCAUUCUGAUCUCAGCCUUUGUUAUAAGCAGGAGGCGAAGGAAAUACAGUAAGGCCAAGCAAGAUGCAGAUGAGGAGAAGCAUUUACAUAAUGGACAAGGGGUGAAGACAUAUGUUGAUCCAUUUACGUACGAGGACCCCAAUCAAGCCGUCCGUGAAUUUGCCAAAGAAAUCGAUGCUUCUUGCAUCAAGAUUGAAAGAGUGAUCGGUGUAGGUGAAUUUGGUGAAGUCUGCAGUGGUCGAUUGAAAAUGCCUGGCAAAAGGGAGAUCUGCGUCGCCAUCAAGACUCUGAAAGCCGGCUACACGGACAAACAGAGACGAGAUUUCCUGAGCGAAGCAAGCAUCAUGGGCCAAUUUGACCAUCCCAACAUCAUCCACCUGGAAGGGGUUGUCACUAAAUGUAAACCAGUAAUGAUCAUAACUGAAUACAUGGAAAAUGGGUCCUUGGAUGCAUUCCUCAGGAAGAACGAUGGCCUGUUCACGGUGAUCCAGCUGGUGGGCAUGCUUCGAGGAAUUGGCUCUGGAAUGAAGUACCUCUCCGAUAUGAGCUACGUGCACCGAGAUUUGGCUGCCCGCAAUAUCCUGGUGAACAGUAAUUUAGUCUGCAAGGUGUCAGACUUUGGCAUGUCCCGAGUUCUGGAAGAUGACCCAGAGGCAGCCUACACCACACGGGGUGGAAAGAUCCCGAUCAGGUGGACAGCGCCCGAAGCGAUUGCGUAUCGCAAGUUUACUUCAUCGAGUGACGCUUGGAGUUAUGGCAUUGUGAUGUGGGAGGUCAUGUCUUAUGGAGAACGGCCUUACUGGGAUAUGUCCAACCAGGAUGUGAUUAAGGCAAUUGAGGAAGGUUAUCGAUUACCUCCUCCCAUGGACUGCCCAGUCUCCCUCCAUCAGUUGAUGCUGGACUGCUGGCAAAAGGAACGCAAUGACAGACCUAAGUUUGUGCAGAUUGUCAGCAUGCUGGACAAGCUGAUUCGAAAUCCAAGCAGCUUGAAAAGAACCGCAGUGAACGAAAAUACAAGACCUUCCACUGCGUUGUUAGAUCCUGGCACACCUGACCUCUCUGCUUUGGACUCCGUUGACGACUGGCUUCAAGUUAUUAAGUUGGACAGAUACAAAGAUAACUUCACAGCAGCGGGCUACACCUCUCUAGAAUCUGUAGUACACAUGAAUCAAGACGACCUGGUCCGAAUUGGAAUCACAACAGCGGUGCAUCAGAACAAGAUCCUGAGCAGCAUCCAGGGAAUGAGGGCCCAGGUGCAGCAGCUGCAGGGAAGGAUGGUUCCUGUCUGAGCCAGCGCUAAAACUCAAUGAAAUUUGUUUACCUCAUCCAUGCACUUUAACAGGAAAAAAAACUGCACUUUUUAAAUAAAAACUCUUAAUUGUUGCCCUUUGGUAUACGGAUAUUUUGUCAGUGGUUUUGCCUGAUUUGAGGACAGAAUGCUGAACUUCACGAUCGUCACGGAGACCUUCGUCCAACUAAGUGAAGACCGGAUCAGAUGUACAUUUGUUUUUGAACUCCUGUUCCUCAUUGGAUAAACAAUUACGAAGGAGCCAAUCUGUUGAUGCCAUUAUCCACACCACGCCCGCAAUGAAUUUCUCAAAAUUAUCACUGGAUACAAGAUUACUUUUCACACGGCUUGCUAACGAAGGAUUUGUUAAAGCGGAUUUGAAGCUCUACAACAAGACAUUCCUGCAGACAUCGUCCUGACUGGAGGGGCGCAUCGUGAAUGGCCAAUUUCUUCCAAUGACUGCAUCCCAAGUGGAGGUUUCUGAAAACUGUCCUUCCGAAACUUUGCUGAAUUGAGCAGGGCAGCCUUGUGGAUUACAGUUUGAAAGAUAGUGACUUAGACUGCAAUGUAACAUAGAGUGAUUGCCAACACAUAAUGUGGUGAUUCUUUCCUUGGAGAAAUGUCUAGAUAGUUUUUAAUAGAACAGAUGGCCAUCAUAUGUUGAUGAAGGAAAAGACAAUUAACAAUGAACUGACUUCAUUGCAACAUACAACAAAAGAUUAUGAGAAUCAAUUGAACUGCCGAAUAACCUCAUGUUAAGUACUGGGAAGUCGGAACAACAAUGAACAUGGAAAAUCCCACAGUGGCUAUUCCCACGAAGAUCAGAAACAAGGAAGGAACUUAGCUUCAACAAAACACCAGCUUCAGACAAGCCCAAAUUCAAAGCAAAAAAAAAAACAAAAAAAAAACACUAAGAAGGGGAAAACUCUCACAAGCGUACAAAAGUUCAGCAUCUGUUCUGGAAAAUCACGAGUGGAAUGUACUGUGUAGGAUAACUAAACUUUGUGGACUUCUGCAUGUCACUGCUAUGCCUAAUGUGACAACCUGUUCAAAAAUACUGUUAUUAGCUAUUAAUAAUGUAUGGAAUCUGCUAUAUAGGAACAGAUCCGUGGACUUGUCACCGAGUUGUACAUGUGUGUUUUAUUGAAGUAGCAUUUCAAACUGUGCCAUUAGAUCCCAUCAUUGUUUUAUAUACAUUUGAUAAUGUCAGAAAACUCUCAAUCACGUGACAGCUUUGGUCAUUUUUUUCCUUUCGGGCCAUCUUGCUCGAAAUGUUAGCAGUUUAGUGCAUACAUUUGUUAUAACAACACAAUUAUAACAUCAUUAUCUCAAAGAUGUCAUGAACUGUAACUGAUAUUUUCAUUUACAUUUUAACAUCCUUCAGUCCUGAGCAGUAUUCUCUUAAAUGCUAAUUUUAAACAAAUGACAUAGAUCUAUUUUUUGUAUUCUUGUUUGAACACAAUUGAGUAAAAGCAAGACCGGCUGUGGUCUUCUGAAUUAAAAAAAAUGUACAGUGUAUUUUAAUUUAGUUCAAACUGGAAUCCUUCUAGCAGUCCAAUAUUUUAUUUUCCUUUAUACCAUUUUUUUUCGAUGAGUUAGGCAUAGAUUAAAUUUUUUUUGCCGUUUCAUUUUUGUAUUUUUUUAAUUUGAAUUUUAGGUACAUGUAACUUAUGUCAUUUAUUUAUGGUCUUGAGAAUCUUUUUGUACCUAGUUUGUACAUUGUAAAAUAAUAGUUACAAAAUGGUGCACAGAGAGUGUACACAAAAUAAAGUAGUUACAGCACA